AUGAGAUACUCCAACACUCUGUCCGGUCUUCUGACCGUGGCCAUGGGCUCUGGUGCUCUGGCUCAGAUGACUCCUGGUUCCACCACUGAGGACUUCACCACCACCACUGGUGGCAUGAACGUCCCCACCUCGGUCACCACUGUCCUCCCCGACACCGUCACUGACACCACCACCAUGACCCUGACCACCAUGGUCAAGCCCACCAAGACCGCCAGCCCCGAGGUCUGCGCCUACGAGUGUGUCACCGUUUACGACGAGUGCUGCGCCAUCCCCGGUGCUGACAUCGCUGUCUGCAAGGAGAGCUACACCGUCUGCCUUGGCUUCAACCCCUUCGACGUCCACCCCUACGUCAAGCCCGCCGCCUGCAAGCACGACUCCUACCCUCCCAAGCAUGAGGGUGGCAAGUGCAGCAUCGGAAGCGGAAGCUGCUUCACUCCUGAGAUUUGCGGUUACGAAUGUACCACUGUCUACGAUGAGUGCUGCUCCUACCCCGGUGCCGACAUCGCUGUCUGCAAGUCCUCUUACACUGUCUGUCUCGGUUACAACCCUCUCGACUCCAAGCCCUCCACCUGCAAGCACGACAAGCAGUACUACAUCGACUUCGAGUACAAGCACGACGAGAGCUACUUCUACGAGAAGUACAGCUCUCACUACGAGACUGGCCACUACUCUUCUUCUUCUUCUUCUUACCACAAGGGUUACUACACUGCCGAAUACUGCUGCCUCGAGUGCACCACCAUCUACGAUGAGUGCUGUGCUGUCCCUGGUGCCGAUAUCGCCAUCUGCAAGGAGAAGUACACUGUCUGCCUUGGUUACAGCCCCUUCGAUGUCCACCCUUGGGUUGAGCCUUCUGUCUGCAAGCACGAGGAGUCCUACUACAAGGAGUACGAGAGCAAGCACGGCGAGGACUACUACAACUCCAAGUACGACAGCUACGGCAAGAAGGAGGUCAAGUACACUGAUGAGGAGUGCUGCUUUGAGUGCACAACUGUCUACGAUGAGUGCUGCGCUAUCCCUGGUGCUGAUAUCGCUAUCUGCAAGGAGGAGUACACUGUCUGCCUUGGUUACAGCCCCUUCGAUGUCACCCCCUUCGUGAAGCCUACCGUUUGCAAGACCGGCGGCUCUGGCUACAACUCCAAGGGUAACAACAAGGGCGACUACUCCAACAAGGGUGACUACUCCAAGCACGGUUCCGACGAGGAGUGCUGCGUCGAGUGCACCACCGUCUACGAUGAAUGCUGCAUUGUCCCCGGUGCUGAUGUCGAGAUCUGCAAGAAGGAGUACACUGUCUGCCUUGGUUACAGCCCCUUCGAUGUCACCCCCUACGUCAAGCCUACUGUCUGCAAGCACGGAGACAACCACGGUUCCGACUCCAAGGGUAACAACAAGGGUGACUACUCCAAGGACAACUCCAAGUCUGGCUCUGAGGAGGAGUGCUGUGUCCAGUGCACCACUGUCUACGACGAGUGCUGCUCCAUUGACGGCCACGACAUCGAGACCUGCAAGUCCGAGUACACUGUCUGCCUUGGCUACAACCCCUUCGAUGUUACCCCCUUCGUCAAGCCCACUGUCUGCAAGCACGGAGACAACCACGGAUCUGACUCCAAGGGUAACAACAACAAGGGUGACGACUACUCCAAGACUGGUGGUGACUCCAAGGGUGACGACUACUCCAAGACUGGCGGUGACUCCAAGGGUGACGACUACUCCAAGACCGGUGGUGACUCCAAGGGCAACAACAAGGGCGAUGAGGAGUGCGCUGUUUCUUGCACCACUGUCUACAAGGCCUGCUGUGACGCUUCUGGUGCUAUCCUCGAGACUUGCAACGAGGCUUACACCGUCUGCCUUGGCUACAACCCCUUCGACUCCCACCCUUACGUCGAGCCCAGUGUCUGCAAGCACGACAAGCCCUCUCACGAUGAUGUUGUCAUUGUCUCUGGUGGUGAGCGUGUCCGCCCCGUCCUGGCUCUCCUUGCCAUCGGUGCCGUCGCUCUGCUCUGUUAG
Fusarium coffeatum is the source of this 2004-nucleotide messenger RNA. RefSeq lists its product as uncharacterized. NCBI's taxonomy places the organism in Eukaryota, Fungi, Ascomycota, Sordariomycetes, Hypocreales, Nectriaceae. The transcript has a single exon. Bases 1 to 2004 code for a protein of 667 amino acids. The record is from RefSeq and is a predicted model, not a curated record.